Messenger RNA from Diachasmimorpha longicaudata, 2014 nucleotides. Its product is annotated as zinc finger CCCH domain-containing protein 11A-like. The record is from RefSeq and is a predicted model, not a curated record. NCBI's taxonomy places the organism in Eukaryota, Metazoa, Arthropoda, Insecta, Hymenoptera, Braconidae. The transcript is spliced from 6 exons. The coding region runs from base 143 to 1546 and encodes 467 amino acids. Gene Ontology annotation, molecular function: metal ion binding.
AAAAUCCAAAUAAACAUAAGAAAAAAUGACCUUGUACGCUGAGGUAACAGCGAAAACCUUUGCUUCGAGUUAUUCCUUGGCAGUUUGCCAGAUUCACUCGAAAUUCAGUGGAUUGAGGGGUCUGUCUUGAAGCAUUCCAAACAUGUUUCGUACGCAAUGCAAAGAGCACGACCAUUCGGCAUUUUACAAAUUCUUAAAUAUGGAGCAGAACCACAAGAAUAACGACUGCUACUUUUUCUACUAUUCGACGUGCACAAAGGGAGACAGUUGUGCUUUCAGACAUGAGCCCUCAGCACUGGGGUGCGAGGUUAUGUGCUCCUACUGGCAGCAGGGUAAUUGCCUAAAUGAGAAAUGCAACUUUAGGCACAUGGAGCUUAAGAAAAAUCGCAAGUCGAUUGCGUGUUACUGGGAGUCGCAACGUGGUGGUUGUAAGAAACCACAUUGUCCAUUCAUGCACACCCAGCCACGUCCAGGGGGUGAGACAACCCCGACAAAAGCUACAGAACUGCCAACAAAACCUGUAAAUCAGGAGUGGUCGAACCGUCCAGACGACGGUAAAUUCGAUGGAAGUGGAACAGAAUCAGAUCAAGGACGUGGUAGCAGCGAGGCAGGAAGUUUCAUCGGCAGUCCAGCUGUCGAUCCUCUUAUCGUCAACUUUGACGAAGAAUCGGACAGCGAGGGAGUUUCACCAUCGCCGAAAAAGGCGCGUCAGCCAUCGAGAGUACCAUACUGCAAGACUUAUGAGGAGAUCAGACUGGAGGAAAUACAGGCAGAGAGUGCGGCAUACUAUUCAUACGCAUUUAAUGAUUACCCCAAGGACUUUGGGGGUGGUAAAUAUAAGAGGGUAAUGCGUAUAAGAGCAGCAACGAACAAGGUGUGCCUGUAUUCACCGGUUGAAAGCCAAUCGAAAACAUCUGACGAUAGUUUGAGCUUCAAAGUGCUGACACUGGAGGAGAUAAGAAGGCGAAAGAAUCUAGAGACGGCCAAGACUGGGUCACCCGAGGGCAUCAUCCCAGAGUCAAAGCCAACGGUGGGGAGAAAAGGGUCUGAGGUUUCGUUUGCAGAUGCCAUUGAGACCAUGACAGAACUGGAAAAACUCGAGGAGGAAAUACCAAAAUCGCGAAAACGUUCUCUGGGAGUGGAAACCGGGGGCGAUGUGAUUAGCAGCGAAUGCAAAAGGCGUAAAAUCAGCCGGAAUACGGCUGUACCACCUGUGAGACUGAGGAGAUUCAACCGAACUGAAACUCAGACAUCUCAGGUAAUUGGUGAUAAUCAGGGGAGAGACAGUGAGCCACAGGAGUGUGAUAAUUCGAGAACUGCGAUUGAAGUUCGUCUCUGUGACAGCAGUACUGAUGACUCAUCUAAUGUUAAUCAAGUUUCAACUUCAGUGAGUGGUACAACUGGAGGGGGAAUUUUGGCUAAUCCCUCCGAUGAGUUGAAGCUUGAUCAGCUGAUUGAUGGACACACGCAUGAGGAGGACGUGGACAACACGUCUGAUGAUAUUCUCAAGGAUAUCGAUGCUUUACUGACCGAAAAAACAGUCUGAGAAGUGCAGAGAUGACGCACUUUAUGAAUAAGAUUGAAAACUUUCAAAUGCUCAUUUCAAUGUAAAUAAUCACAUGGAUGACGAUGCAGUGAUUCGAUAUUCUGGGCUUGUGACUGUACUAUAUAAUUGUUUCGCAAGAGUCUUUGUCCCUGAUUAAUCGUUGGGCACCUGUGGAGAAUACCAUGAUUUUUCUCACCUCUUUUAAUCGCACAUCCUCACGUCCUUCUUAAGUAUUUAGAAAUUUAGAUUAAUAAUUAAAAGAAAUUAGAUUUAGUUAUAGUAAUAAAUGUAAUGCAAUUCGAUUUUUAGUUUUACUCUUUCACUUGUGAACAAUGGUUGUGCAGAAAAAAAAAGAGAUUUAAUGGUAGGACGAGGGUCGAGUCUGAUUGAAAUAUUGAAAACAAAUCAGAGUGACUUUACAACGGAAUUAUUGUUCAAUGAAAUAUAAGAUUGUUACAUUUUCAAUGA